Phycodurus eques (leafy seadragon) is the source of this 297-nucleotide messenger RNA. Its product is annotated as liver-expressed antimicrobial peptide 2-like. The transcript has 3 exons. The record is from RefSeq and is a predicted model, not a curated record. Gene Ontology annotation, biological process: antimicrobial humoral immune response mediated by antimicrobial peptide; defense response to bacterium. NCBI's taxonomy places the organism in Eukaryota, Metazoa, Chordata, Actinopteri, Syngnathiformes, Syngnathidae.
AUGCAGGAGGAACACGGCGUCCAUGUGCGCAGACUCUCUCUUUGCCUGCUGUUGCUGCUGCUGCUGCUUCUGUCCCAGCAGGUGAGUCCCGCCUAAACGGGGGUACGUGCCUCCCCGGUGCAGAGUCCGUGUUCGGCGCACAAGAGGUUAGCCCGCAUGAGCCCGCUGUGGAGGAUCAUGAACAGCAAACCUUUUGGUGCUUUUUGCCAGAACAACUACGAAUGCGCCACUGGACUGUGCAGGGCGGGACACUGCUCCACCCACCAGCGCCCACCCUCGGAGCCCCUCUACGACUAG